This is a messenger RNA of Coprinopsis cinerea okayama7#130, 120 nucleotides long. Its product is annotated as fungal mating-type pheromone. Bases 1 to 120 code for a protein of 39 amino acids. Gene Ontology annotation, cellular component: membrane. NCBI's taxonomy places the organism in Eukaryota, Fungi, Basidiomycota, Agaricomycetes, Agaricales, Psathyrellaceae. The record is from RefSeq and is a predicted model, not a curated record. Gene Ontology annotation, molecular function: mating pheromone activity. The transcript has a single exon.
AUGGACUCCUUCGCCACCAUUGUUUCAUCCAUCUUCACCACUCAGCCCUCCGUCGAGGUCCCUGCUGACAACGAGACCGGUGGCGGCAGUGGAAAUGGCGCUUACUGCGUUAUUGCUUGA